This is a messenger RNA of Saccostrea cuccullata (small rock oyster), 835 nucleotides long. Its product is annotated as ficolin-1-like. The record is from RefSeq and is a predicted model, not a curated record. The transcript has 5 exons. The coding region runs from base 14 to 835 and encodes 273 amino acids. Lineage: Eukaryota; Metazoa; Mollusca; Bivalvia; Ostreida; Ostreidae.
UCUCCAAGAUCAAAUGAAUGAAAUGAACGCGACAUUACAGAUCAGUGGCGAGGAAUUACUCGCCAGACAGAUUAAGAAGAUAGAGGACAAGUUCGAGAGUUUUGCAGUGUCUGUAAAUGAAACGAUCAACAACAAUCGGCGGGUUCUGAAUGAAUUGAACCAGUCCUUGUCAGAAGCGCUUUCAAUGAGUUGUGGUAGUUGUUGGGAAAUUUUACGGAAAUACCCGUCUUAUAAGGGAAGAAAUGGUGUAUACAGAAUAUUCGUAGGCUCUAAAGUAAAGUCUGUUUACUGUGACAUGAGCACUGAUGGAGGAGGGUGGACGACUAUUCAAAGAAGACUGGACGGGUCUACAGAUUUUUACAAGACGUGGUCUGAAUAUAAGCAAGGAUUUGGGGAUGCCUCUAAAAACUACUGGAUUGGAAAUGACGCAAUCUAUGAGUUGACAAAGAACAAGGACCAGGAACUCCGGGUUGAACUACAAAGAUUUAACGGAGACAAAGCAUACGCUCAGUACUCCACAUUUUAUGUCGAGGAUGAAGACAGUAAAUACAAACUCACUGUAUCGGGGUAUUCAGGAACAGCAGGUGACGCUUUGACUUAUAACAAUGGAAAUAAAUUCACAACAAAGGACCAGGAUAAUGACAUGCAUAGUCGUGGUGGUAACUGUGCUACAUCAUACCACGGAGGCUGGUGGUACAGGUACUGUGCGUAUGCAAACAUGAACGGACUGUACGGACAGUCUGGUGUGUCUGGUGAUCAGUACACAGUAUGGCAUCAGUGGAAAGUAUGGGAAGCAUUAAAACAGACUGUGAUGAUGAUCAGAUACAAAACCUAG